Molecule: messenger RNA, 735 nt
Organism: Iphiclides podalirius (scarce swallowtail)
Lineage: Eukaryota; Metazoa; Arthropoda; Insecta; Lepidoptera; Papilionidae
Source: the annotation of a GenBank genome assembly
AUGGGAGCUAACUUUUUGAUCGUCAUAGUAGCGGCGUCAAUUUUACUAGCCAUAAAUGGUCAACCAGCGCCGGAAGACAAAGAAAUCACUGAAACCGAAACGGGUGAGAAAACCCAAAAGCAUGAAGAAUCUUCCGCGGAAAAUCCUCCAGAAGCGGCGUCGGAUGUCGCGAAAGGCGAAAUCGGCGCUACUAGUCCAGCGAUCGACACUAACGAAGGAACAGAAGUGCAGCCAAACGCCGGGAACGAAACAGCAAGUCUAGAAGUUUCUAUAAGUCAACCGACCGCUCAAGCCACGACCGAGAGGGAGACGUCGAACCAAGUCUUCAUAUUAGUACCGGUAUCGUCGAACCCAUUUCCGAACUACUUCCCCGUUCCGCCGAUGUACCCGGGACAGCCGCCGUCGGGUCCAGGCCAACCGCAAUUCGUAUUCAACCAGCCACAGAUGCCACCGUUAAUGCCGAUGCACCACCCUAUGAUGUUCCCGCCACCGCCCCCGCCACCGCCACCGCCACCGCCCCCGCCACCUUUAAUUACAGCGCCCGUUGGCAACGCGCCGAACGGCCAACCGACCGCUGUAAUGCACGUGUACUAUCCUCAACCGAACCCGACGGGACCACCACAGUUCGUUCUUCUCAAUCACCGGACAAACCCCUCAGACGUUGUAGAAGGACAUUCGGCAGUGUACUUUAAUAAACCCAACAAGAAUCAAGAAGUAAUCAUCAUCAAAUCGAAU